Pocillopora verrucosa is the source of this 1896-nucleotide messenger RNA. Its product is annotated as caspase-3-like. NCBI's taxonomy places the organism in Eukaryota, Metazoa, Cnidaria, Anthozoa, Scleractinia, Pocilloporidae. The record is from RefSeq and is a predicted model, not a curated record. Gene Ontology annotation, molecular function: cysteine-type endopeptidase activity. Gene Ontology annotation, biological process: proteolysis.
ACGCUCAUAAGGACUUACGUAAGGACAUCCAGCGAUUAAAUUUUAAACGCGAAAGGUUUUUCCUCUAUAGUUGGAACUAACGACGUAGCAGUAGGUGAAUGAUGGAAAGCGCUAAGGUGAGGUCGAUUUCGAAGGAAAUAAGUGUAGAAUAUUUGCGUUCUCAAAUUGAAACAUGGCAACGUUUUCUUGAGCGAUUUCGUCGAUGUGAAUGCUUAGAGUUUGGUGGACAAGGAUGCAACUGCGUGAAUGAAGAUGACGAGGAAGUCUCUAACAGAUGUGAAGGAUUCUAUCAAGAUAGCAGUUCUCAAACUGACUUGAUGCAUGCUCCGCCUUCGAAUCCUCCAAGGGUUGUCUUUCAACGAUCAGAUUCGUUUGCAUGUCGAGAUCCCAUGGAUGUAUCUCAAAUACUUGAUUUAAGUCCAAGAAACUUUCUCUUCGCAAGAGAUAAUCCUCAAAAUUAUCGAGAAAUACGGAAUCCAUACGUGCUGGUGAUAAACAUUGUAAACUUUAUCAAGGACCCACGACCAAGGAAUGGGGCUAAACACGAUCAAGAUAACGUGGAGAGGUUUGUAAGAGAAGCUGGUUUCAGCAGUGUUCUGUGGUAUUUUGACCUGGAAAAACAAGAUAUGCUGAAACUUCUUGAAGAAACCCGAAAAAAUGCAGAUUUGGUUGAAAAUGACAGUUUUAUCUGCAUUAUUAUGAGCCAUGGCAACGAAGAAGGUAUUUUAUGCAGAGAUCAUAAAACUAUUUCAGUGGAGACCAUAAUGGAGAAAUUCCAGGGAAACAAUGAUGCUUGUCCCCAGCUUGCAACAAAACCAAAAUUGUUUUUUGUUCAAGCAUGCAGAGGAGAAAUUGAUGACAAAGGGUACUUUGUACCAAGAGGGCCAAAAGAUGUUUAUCCUAAUACAUCUGACAACAAUGAGAUGCCUGUAAAACUUCCCUCCGAUGCAGAUUUUUUGAUCGCCUACUCUACCACCAAAGGCACAAUCUCUCACAGACGCUUCACAGUUGACAGAAGAUAUGCUGAAACACAUAAGGAAAGUCUGGGUUCCUGGUUCAUCUCUUGCUUGGUACAGGUUCUAUGUGAGAACUCUCACAAGGAGGACUUAAUGACUAUGCUCACAAGAGUGAACAGAGCCAUGUGUGAAUUUUACACUGAAGGUGGAAGCAAGCAGAUUUCAUGCCAACUUUCUAUGCUCACAAGGAAAGUCUACUUUUCUAACUUCCUUGAAAAAAAAAAGUGUGUAGGCAGCAACACAAAUUAGGCAAACAUUGACGACCAAACUGUGUUAAUGGUGGCAGGGAUUAGGGUGGAGCCAGGAAGUGGAAAGGGGUACCACCCUUUUUAUUAAUUUGUGGUGAGCCCUUCAACUCCCAAUGUACAGAAAUUUGUAGAAACAAAUAACAUCCUCAGCUGACGGGUUUGUUGUUGCUUCUUUUACUUUUCUUGGAUGGACUGUUGUUAUGAACAAAUUGUACAGCUUUCUGAAAGUGAACAAAAAGAGUUCAAAUAAGUACUAUCAACCUUCAUCACUGUUUUGGACCUUGCCCACAAUUUUUAGCUUGCCUAUUAUCUCAGUACCAGAACUGUGCCAGGUUACAAAAAAGUUCUAUGAGCUAAAGAUAAGUAAGCAUAACAUGCUACAUAAGUAUAUCUCUGUAAAACUCACUUAUGAAGAGCCAAGGCUCAGAAACACCCUGAAAUAUUUUGGAAAUUGUUAAAAUGGGGCCCAUUGCAUACAACAGCAGCGGUAAAGCACAUAAAUGCUUAUGAUAUUUGUGCUAGUUUUCAGUGAAAAUGAUAGCACAGGGAAGAACAGUCCUUUACAGUAAAGAUGUUGUUACUAACUUUAUAUAGUAUGUGACUAGAUUAAUAAAAUGUGUCAUGUCACAGAA